Messenger RNA from Brassica oleracea var. oleracea, 1307 nucleotides. Its product is annotated as F-box protein At1g22220-like. The record is from RefSeq and is a predicted model, not a curated record. Bases 138 to 1097 code for a protein of 319 amino acids. The transcript has a single exon. NCBI's taxonomy places the organism in Eukaryota, Viridiplantae, Streptophyta, Magnoliopsida, Brassicales, Brassicaceae. Gene Ontology annotation, molecular function: protein binding.
UGUUUUUGGCCGUCGUGUUCUUUCCUAUUUAAACUCUUAUUCACACUCCAGACUCAAUAGAUACAGUGUAAGAGAAGAUACAUAGAGAGACUUGAAUACACAAACUCUCUUCUCCGAUCCAAAGGUUAUAAGCAAAGAUGGACGUUUUUGAUGGACUUCCAGAUCCUAUCGUCGUCGAUAUCUUGGACAAAGUCGGCGACGUCAAAACCUUGCUUCGUUGCAGUUCCCUCUCUAAGCGAUUCUACUCGCUCGUCCCUCAGUCCGAGUCACUCACCCUCCGUCUCGACCAAGUCGUUACCACCGAGUCACCACCCGAUUCUCCCGUCAGCAACUUCUUUAAAUCUGUAUGCAAACCCUUUCACGGUUUGUUCUCUCUGUUUUCUAAACCGGCUAAACCAAUCCCAGCUACAAAUCUUUCUCCGGUUAUCCCUUCCAAGCUUCUCUCCCGGUUCGACCGGAUCAAGAAUCUUGACGUGGAGCUUCCCGGCGAAGAUGCAAAGCCGGAGAAAGGCGCCGGAAUUAAGUGGAAAGCAGAGUUUGGUAAAACUCUCAAAACAUGCGUCGUUGUAGCGUUUCGCUCCGCCUCCACCGUGUCUUCUCCCGGCGUUGAGUCAGACGCCGAGUUCGUGACUGGUCUGAAGACGCGCGUGGAAUGGACGAUUAACGCGUUGAUGGCCGCGUCGACACGCCACCACCUGAUGAGCCGAGUCGUGAAGGAGCACAAGGAGAUGGAGAGCUUAGUGAUGCAUGAAAGAGGUGGAGAAGGGACGGUGGUGAUGAAAUCCGAGGGGCUGAGAGAGUUUCGAAAGACGGAGGCCGCGCGUGAUCAAGAACUCGAGGAGCGCGUGGAGAAAAAACAGAGGAGUGUGGUCCCGAGCGUGAGGAUGAGCAUGAGACACGCGCCGUCGCUUAAGCUAAAGAGUGGUAUAUGUUUAGAAUCCGCAACGCUCGUGAUCGUAAGGCCGAGCGAGGAAUAUUCCGACGUCGGAGAUGAUGAGCUGGCUACGGAGGCUUUCGCCGGGAGUUGUAUGUACGGUGAAGCGGUCGUCGCUUUGUUAAAGCGUAAUAAGAAUACGUUAGAUAUGAAUUCCUUUUAGUGGGCCUUGUGGGGCUUUCUGCGUUUUUCAUUUGUAAGAUAUGUUUUUCUUUCUUGCACGUGUGCUUGCUUGUGCAGAGUGCGCAUGUUUACACUGUACAAAGUUGGCUUCAACAUUCUUGACUUUGCAUACCAUUUUGGUCAAUAAUUCGAAGCAUGUGCGGACUUUGAUCCUCUCGUGACCAGAAAGAUACAAUAACAUGGUAUGAAU